This is a messenger RNA of Cryptotermes secundus, 8798 nucleotides long. RefSeq names its product leucine-rich repeat flightless-interacting protein 2. Bases 472 to 2010 code for a protein of 512 amino acids. The transcript is spliced from 11 exons. Lineage: Eukaryota; Metazoa; Arthropoda; Insecta; Blattodea; Kalotermitidae. The record is from RefSeq and is a predicted model, not a curated record. Gene Ontology annotation, biological process: regulation of DNA-templated transcription.
UACAGGACGUUCAGUGGGCCUUGUGCCGCGUUUGUGUUGUAGUUGAAAAGUUGCUCUGACAUCGUUGCUUCGUGCUGGUGACUGCACAGACAGAUAACAAUCUGUGAGUCGCAGCUUGCUCGAAAACUUUUGAAUAACUUCAGAUAAACUAUAUAACGAGUACAUCAUAUUAUUGAGACGUGUUUAUAUAUCACUCUUUACACACAUAUAUUCGUACGCUUUGCGUAUUCACUAGUACGUAUUUCAUUUAGGGCAGAGAAUCUCAGUACACUUCUUUCCCGUCAGCAGGGUACAUAUUUUCACAUUCCUCAUACUUUAGUGUGAGCAGUGAACGUAGAGGUAAUACAUUUUUGGUAAAGGUAUGGGAAACAUCAAAGGAAGUAAAGCUAGAGGAGGAGCAUCCUGGAGAUAAUUUCGAUAAGCGAAACCCAUCAGGCAAAUCGGAAGUUGACGGAGACGAAUGUUGUGAACAUGAGUACUGUAUGUGCCAGGGACGUAAAUGACGGUGUGGAAACAUCGGUCGGCGUCAGUGAAGAAACCACUGUCAGAAUAGCGAAUAUGAACCAUGUAGAAAUAGGCAAGGAUGGCGUUACUGCAGGAGGGGAAAAACACAUACAUCAGACUGGAGUAAGGGAUGCAAAGGGAGAUACUGGGGAGAACCAUUCUAGUAGUUGCGUGGGUGAUUAUUGUGAUCAGAUGUCGGUCAUAUCACCAGCUGCAAAAGUGAAAGGUGUUAAAGAGAACACCAGUAACAGCGAUAACAGGAACAGGACUACCAGUGAAACUUGGACCACCGAAAAUACAGAAGAUGACUGCAUUGUCGAUUUCCUUGAUAAGAGCAAUGAAAAGGCAGAGGCUCGGCUAGCAGCCAGAAGGCAAGCAAGAGCUGAGGCUAGGGAAAUCCGCAUGCGAGAACUAGAGAGGCAACAGAAAGAAAUUGAAGAGAAUGUUGACAGCGUGUAUGAUAUGUACAGAGAUCCAACAUGUCGCUCUGCAAGAGUUGCUGCCACUGUCAGCAGCACAAGGAACACAUCGCUGGGUGGAACCAAUAGCUAUCAGUCAAGUCGUCGCAGUUCAGAGGAUUCACUUGAGGAGGGCAUUAGUCUCAGAGAUGUGCGGCAAGAGCUGAAGGAGGUGGAAGAGAAAUUCCGAAAGGCGAUGAUACAGACUGCUCAACUUGACAACGAGAAGUCAUCACUCACUUACCAGGUGGAGCUCCUGAAAGAUCGGCUGGAGGAUUUGGAGGAAGCCCAUUCACAACUACAACGAGAGCACAGAGAGAAAUGUAGGGAGCAUGACCAACUGAAGCGGGCAACAGUGAAGCUGAAAGAGGAUCUUGAGAUGUACAAAGCUCAGCUGGAAGAGAGAGAUCGUCUCAUUCAGGAGCAAGGCCUGAUGAUAGUAGGAGAUGAUCAAGUGUCCAGUGAAGAGGAGGGCAACAGUGUAGAGGAUAGUAGUAGUAACAUACCAAAACGGACGCCAAGGAGAGCUCUUGUCUCAGUUGAGUCUGCAGAACUUCUACAAACUGCUGGAGGAGGCUCAUUAGAUGUUAGACUGCGGAAGUUUGCUGAAGAAAAAAGUGAGCUUUUAGACCAAGUACGGCACCUAAAAUUAGAACUGGAGGAAGAGAGAAGCAGACACAAGUCAGACAGACAACGAGGGUCUAGCAGUGUUAGUCUCAAUGGGCCAGACACAGAGCUGGUGGAUAUUCAGAGAGAAGCAAACAAGCAGCUAGGGGACUAUAAGUUCAAACUUCAGAAAGCAGAGCAAGAUGUGUCAACAUUGCAGGCCAAUGUAGCACGCUUAGAAAGUCAAGUUAUAAGAUAUAAAUCUGCGUCAGAGACAGCAGAGAAGGUUGAAGAUGAACUUAAAGUGGAGAAGAGAAAAUUACAAAGAGAGCUGCGUGAAUCGCAGGCACGAGUGGAAGAGCUAGAGACUUCCAAUACCCACCUUCAGCGGAGGCUUGACAAGCUGAAGAAUGCCAAAUCUGCACUUCUUAAAGAACUUUGAUAUAUAUUGAUAUCCAGCCUUUGUCAUAUAUGCCUGGAUAAAGCAGCAGUAUACAACCAACCUUGGUUAAGGGAAUUGAUUUUGUUGCAAUAUCAAUCUGAUGAUGAAGCAAGGAACCACCAAUUAAGGCUUAUUUAAUGAGGCAGAGGAUUAUAUUCCAGUGUUCAGUCUGAUGUUAGAUUCAGAAAAGAGAAACAGCUGACUUCUCCCAAAGUUUUCUUGUUAAAUGAACAUGAGGUCACUUCAGACACUCUAUAUAGAGAGUUAAAUUUUGGCCAAAAUGCAUGUGAACAAACUAGAAACUUGUGAACCUUUCUGUACACUGAGAUGUGAUUAGAUAACAGCUAGUCAUUCUGCUGUAGAUUGUGUGAAAUUAAUUUUAAUAUAAAUUGGCAUGUGAUGUAUAUAAGAAGAAAAGACAAAUUUUAUGAUUCAGGGACCAGUAAAACAGUAGUUGGUUUCAAAGGAUGUAUCUGUCUCACAUUGUACAGUGCAAAUAAUAAUCUACAAAUUUAAUUAUUUCUGGCACAUCUCAACAUAUUUCUUUACCAAAUAAAAAUUAACUACUUCAUAUGGUAUUAAAAUUAUGCAAGAAGGCAUGUGAUAUAGUUUUCCAUAAAAAUCUUCCAUAUUUUUUGGUCAGUAUAUAAUGGAAAGAAAAGUAAGUAUAACUGACUUAACCCUGUGAGAUUUCUGAGCAAAAAUCAGUAAUAUUCCAACAUGAAAUAUUAGAUGCUAGAAGGAAAAAUGUGUAAAGUUGCUAAUUUUAAAAUAAUUUUCCAAGCUGUGGCUGCAAGGUAAAAUCUUCAGACAGGUAUAAAUUAUGAAUGGCUGAUGCCUUGAGACCUACUUGUUAAGAAACUGUGACUAUAAGUGAUAACAUAUCAGAUAUGUUAAAAAUAUUUUGAAAUAUAACCUUCCGAAACCCAGUCUGUCUACUGUUUGAUAUAGCCUUCCUUUAUAAGUAUAUGAAACAUGAAUAAAUAUAUACGCUAUGCUCACAGUUACUAAGGAUAGAUGUAUGUAGUAUUUUGCUUCUGAAUCAAAUGUGAGGGUCUUCAGCAAACAUAUAGAGUAACAUAUACUCUGGCCCUGCUGUAAGACAGAAACUGGUACAAAAUUACCACUAACCUUAUUAUUUCAGUGUUGCACUUCACAUCUGAGUUCUGCUGUGUUUAUGAUAGUACAUUUUGCUCCAUAUACACUAAGGAGAAUUGGUGAAAGAGAUGUAAAUAUUUCUUUCCAUACCCAACACUCAUUUCAUAUUGAGGAUAUUUAUCUGAAUGGUUUUAAGGGCCAGUUUUAAAUAUCCCCAAUUCCUGACUUCAUAAAUGCCACUUGUACAGGCCACUUUUAAGCUAACCUUUGUACUUGCAGCAAGAAUAGUGUGUUUGCCCAAAAUAUAAAUGCCAAAAAUAUCACAAAGCCUCAUGUUUCAACGUGAAACACUGGAAAUUUUAUGUUUACCUUUACAAAAAUGGAAACCUGAAGGCACUGUAAAACAAAAAAAGAAGAAUAAAAGUUUGUGCACGAAAUGUUCUCUUUAAACUCUAUAUCUUGCACUUUUUCAUGCUUUUGGUAUGGUACAUAGGUACUGGCAGUAGAACAGAAAGCGGAUGGGUUUAAGCCAGCUGUGUAUAUGUACACGUGUGUUCUUUCUGUUCCCAUAAAUGGGCAGGAAGAACUACUCUCUCUUAGUGUGUGUGUUCGUAAGCAGUCAGCAGUUGAGAAGAAAGAAAUAAAAGAGUCAGUAUGUUCAUCUGAAAUGUGAAUUAUGCAGAAAUUUUUACCAUAAAAUGUUGAAAAAUAAUAUAUCUGAAAAUGUUGCAGUAUCGAGUUGGAAGACUAAAGUAAUAAAAUGGCCAGUAUAAAUCUCAGGAUUCCUUCAGCUGUUGUGAGUAGUUCUGAAUUAUUCCACACGUUCAUACUACGUGCAUGUGGAAAUCAUCUCAUAACGUUAAAUGUUAUAAUUGAUGUGUCCAGAAAUGUAUCACAUAAAAUAGUGCAGUAUUUUGAAAUAUGGUCUGUAAUAUGUCCAAAAAUAUGUUACAUCAAAUAUAUUUUUGAAAACUUGGCAGAACUGAAAUACCAUUAUCUCUUACAAAUGGUGCUUGAAUUCAAUAUUUCCAUUCUAAAUUAAAUAAAAUUAUAAUUAUCUUAGUGGCUACAAAUAUAUGUAGUUACUUUGUUUGAAAUAAUGUUUUCUGUUUUGAAAAAAGGAAAGGGAAUCCACUAGCAAAAGAAGAUUGAACAUUACUGCUUUGAAAGAGUGCAUGUUGUGUGACAGAAAAAUUUGAAGACUUAGUCUUCAGUGCACUGCUGGUGCUCAGGGAAAUUGCAUAUAGUCAGGAGUUCCACUCUGACAAAGGUCUGUAUAUUUGAGGAGUAAUGUGAUAAUUAUUAAAUGAAUGGAUUUUGAUUUCUUUUUGUUGUGUGAACAGGAAGAGUUCUGAACAAUCUCUAACCCAUAUAGACACUCAAGAAGAUGAAAAUUUUAAUUACAUUUUACAGUUUAGGCAUCAUUGCAUUCUACAUUUCUGUAAUAUUUUUCUCUUUGGAAUAAUGAUGAAGCAUCCAUAUUUUGAUAUCAUUUGAGACUAAGGGCAGGCCAGUGAAAGAUGACAAAAAGAGUCCAAUUUAUUUAGUUGUGUUUCUCCUGAAAUAAAAAGUUCAGCAAUACCAAAAUAUGUGAAAUGUGCCAUCUAGUGGCUUCUUUGAUUUGCUUUCAUGACACAGUGCAGUAGACCAACACUUUUUUUUCUUUUUGCAUGCAUUGCCAUAUUUAAUUUGCUAAGAAGAUGUUUAAUAGUGAGUUGGUUUCAUGUGUAAAAAUGUGAUAAUGUUGAGGUAAUAUGAUGACAGAAUCCAUCAAUGUAAAAGCCUAAGCCUUGCAGUUCUGCCAUUAUGUAGAGCUACUGUUGAUCAGAAUGAGGGGUACCAAUGCUUCAUUUAGGUAUUGCAAUUGUGAUUUAUUGUAUAGGAAUGGACUGGGGGGGGGAUAAUAUGUGGAAACUUCAGACAGAGAUGGAAAUUGUCUGUUUCAAUGGUUCUGUCCAUUUGUUGCAUUUGAGAUCAUUCAGAAUGAUGAGCGUUUGCAUGUUACUGCAAGGGAAAAUUACGAGGUGUGCAUGGGAAAAAAAUUAGUAUAUGCGAGUACUGUCAAAAUAAUAGCUAAUAGUGAAAUUUAUAACAUGUCUGUCUCUUUAGUUUGUUUCUGAGGGCCAAGUUAAUUAGCCACUGACUGUUAUAGUUGACUGAAAUAACUGUCUCUCUGUUGUUCAAUGGUGAACUAGACAGUGAUCAUUAUGCAUUUUCAUAGCCAAUUGAAGAAAAAGAGAGGUUAGAUAUUUUAAAUGAGGUUUGUUUUUGUGGGCAGCCCCUGCAGAAAAUAACAAAUCUUAAUAGCAGUGCUUAGAGCAUUGAGCUAUCAGCAAAAUUGUAAUUUGCCUUUGUUAAAAUGAUCAACAUAACUAUUCUCAUAUUCUAAUAUUUAUUAAAAAUCCACUACAUGUUUUGACCUAUAUUGGUCAUCUUCAGGUGGUACAAUAUCUGAAACAUUAACUAGUGAAAUGUAAUUCUCUCUUACUGUCUUAUUAAAAACAUGGAUCCAUGUUUUCAGAAAGACAGAAAAAGGGAAUAUCAGUUCACUAGUUAAUAUUUCAGAUACUGUUCCAUCCCAAGAUGACCACUAUAGGUCAAAACAUGUGGACUCCUAAUAAAUGAGACUCUGAUAAAAGUAAUGUUGAAGGUUUUUGAAAAAAUGUAAGAUACAGUUUUACUGAUGGCUGAAUAUAAAAAAUUGGAAAUGCUUGAGAGCAUACUGUUAUUCUCUCAAGUUGACUAUCUUGGUAUACAUCUAGCUGUAUUUUAAGAAAUUUUCAAUCUAUUGUGGUUUGGCAUGUUUGACACUGUUUGUUUUAAUGAUUUUCCAUUUAAAUUUCAGUGUGCUGUAUGCUAGUUUUAAAUAAAUGUAUAAAUUUAUCAACCAUGAAAUAAGCUCUUUUUCUUCUUUUAUAUUUUGUGGCUUUAGAGUUCUUUGUUUCCAAUACAUUAAUUCGAAACCAUAUUUACAAACAUCAGCUCUGGUUUAGAAGCCAAGUGCUGCUCGUUUGAUUUAUCAGUAUCUUAUGCAAAUAUCACUGGUCCAGGAUAACUCCACAAUUGUAAACAUGAUGCUCAGUUAAUUAUGAACUGACCUCAUGAUAUAUUUGUGCAACAGGUAUGUGAGCUUAAAUUUGGUUUUUGUGUUCCACAUGACUAAGUUACUGAAAGUUAUAAUGGGCAUAAUGGUAAUUCCUGAUUUACACUGAUAACAUGCAUAUUUGCUUGACACUUUUUAGGAUAAUUUUUUGCUUUGUACUGUCCAAAUAUUGUUUCUGAUAGUGCAUCUUUUUUGUAUUUAUGUUUGCAUUUUUGAAUUGCUCUGUCAUUUUGGGUGUAAUAUUAUAAACACAAUUUUUAACACAUUGACUGUGCUGAGAAACCUGAAAUAUUUCAUGUCUGAUUUUUCAGCACACUGUGCACUGAACCACAGGUUUCAUCCAGAUUCCUCAUAUUGUGGGGGAGGCAUUGUAAUGUGAAUCUGCAUAAUAUGAACCCAGGUUUACAUCGUACACCACAGUAAAACUGCUGACUUCUCCGAAUUCUCUCAACUUGAUUAUACAAAGUCAGAAAUUACCAAAUUUCUGGUAGUAAAAUAAUCUAUUAUUGAAUAUCUUUUAGGCAUGCCAGUUGUAUAUCAAAUACCAUAUCUUGCGUGGACAGAAAGAAAUUGAUGUGUUUACAAGUAGACAUAGUUUUUAAGCAUUUUAAAGUUUUCCGUACAAAUUAAAUCUACUAAAAUAUUCAACAACAAUAAUACCAAACCUCACUGCCAGACACUGUCCUGUAUCAGUUCCAUCCAUGUCCUCUCCUCACACCCUAGUUCCCUAAGCUCCAUUUAUCCUCCCAUGACCUCCUCAGCCUUCCAAGACAUUUUACCUGCAAAAUACUGUGCAAAUUUGUUGUAACCCUUUAUAGGUUUAUGCCCAUCCCAAAAUAAUCACUUUGAUUUCUCUACCCUACCAGCACUAUGUAAUAUUUUUGUUUUGUAAUAUCCUAAAUUGCACACAUCUUGAUAUUAUGGCAUUCUGGGUCGAUGUUAUGUAGUCUAGACGUAGACUUUUAACCUGAAGAUGGAUGUAGUAUGUUCUCCGAAACGUUGGUACCCACUUACCAGACUGUAUGAUGUCAUAACUCAAAAACCAAAUGUGACUUCACUGCUGUGACAAUCUUAAAUCUUACAUAUGUAGACACAGUUCAUCCUUCUUAUAUCAAAAUAAUUUCCUGGACACUUCAUUUUCAUUUCAUCAAUGCCUCAAAGCAAAAUACUUUUUUAAUAAACCAUACCAAAUUAUUAUUUUAUAAUGUUAUAUCUUAAUCUAUAAGGUUUUGGAAAGUAGAAAGGAUGAUAUGUCAUGAACUGAAUCACUUUCUGAAUUUAUUUUUCUGAUACUUUCAUCAUCAGCCACAUUCCUAUUUCUUGUUGUUAGAGGAAGUUAGAAGAGGAAGCAAACACUGAACUUACCCUUUAAGAUACUUUGUUGUGUCCAUUUUAUGAUGCAAUGUGCAUAUGCAUUUAAAGUGAGACAUUGGAUUAUUUGUCUUUGUAAUUAUUCAAGCAUCCUUUCCUCUUUAUGAAUCUGAGUAACUGAGGGUGUACUGUGCUUUAUUCUUGGAACUAAACUAUGUUGUCCUAGUAUUAUUUUAUCUGAACACGGGAAGAAAUUCUUUUGAUGCAUUUAUGAGUGGUUGGUUUCUCAUGAGCUAUACUAUAUUGUAGAACUUUGAAAUUUCUUUAUUCCAGCAUUAAUGUACCAUCAUUCAUGGAAAGGAGAAAAUGGAGUAAUGACAUUUACUUCUAGCAGAUCUGUGUGAAACCAUUUGAAUGCUUUACUCUUUUCCGAGCAUAGGUAUUUGGAUAAGUGGAAGUAUGCCGCUGAUACUUUUAUCAUAUUGAGAUUCUCUGACAUUGACAAUAACUUGAAAUUUUUAUACUUAAUCAUUUUAGUGACUGUCAGUUCAGAUUUAACUUAAUUUUUUAAAGUAAUAUUUGUUUACAUGUCUUGGUUGUACAGUUUUCUUCACAACUCUAUUCUGACACUGAUCGUCAUACACCUCUGUGGUUUGGUGAUUUGUUUGUUUUGGGUGCAUUUAAUAAGGCUGUGUGAACUGCAUGGAACUUAGCAGGAUGGCUCAAGAAUUAAUGCUUCUGACUUAUAUUUGGAAGGUGGAUGGUUUGAAUCUUGGUUUGUACAGUGGCUAUCCUGACAGAUUUUUCAUAGUUUUCCCUAGUCCCUCCAGGAAAUUACAAGGAUACUACCCCAGAUUAGGUCAGAAACGUCUUCCUUCCAUGUCUUUUCUAAUUCAUUACUUAUGAAAUCAUCCUGUCAUUCAGUGCUGUGUACUGAGUUGACUGACAUCAUUUUUAAAUAAAUAAAUAAAUAAAUAUGUAGUUACUAUAGGAUUCUGACGAUGGUGUGUAGUUUUUCAUAGUUUUCCCUAGUCCCUCCAGGAAAUUACAAGGAUACUACCCCAGAUUAGGUCAGAAACGUCUUCCUUCCAUGUCUUUUCUAAUUCAUUACUUAUGAAAUCAUCCUGUCAUUCAGUGCUGUGUACUGAGUUGACUGACAUCAUUUUUAAAUAAAUAAAUAAAUAAAUAUGUAGUUACUAUAGGAUUCUGACGAUGGUGUGUAGUUUUUCAUAGUUUUCCCUAGUCCCUCCAGGAAAUUACAAGGAUACUACCCCAG